CAAAACCUCCUCAUCACAACAAUGGCGACUUUAGUUGACUCGAUCUUGAACUCAGACGCCUUCGGCGCAACACCCUCCUCACCGCGGCGGACUCAGAACGGCACUCCCUCCUCCUCAAGACAUCGCCCCUUGCUCUCCGAGAGCAAUGGCAUUCCCUCCGAAGCCGACGUCUUCCCUGACGAUGAAGUCGUCGGCGCAGCUCGCGGUAGACCACGGAACCCUUUAGACCGCAAUGUGUCGCAGGUUACGGACAAGGCAGGCGAGAAGGUACAACAAGCCUUUGAAGAUUUUCUCGAGUCCCACAUCGAAGAACCCUCCUCAUCAGGGGCUCCUCCCUCGAGCGAGUUGCGAACAGACAAAUACUACAUUAAUCAGAUCCAUGGUUUGCGAGAAUUCCAGCUCUCGACGCUUUACGUGGAUUUUCGCCAUCUGCUAUCUUAUAAAGAAGGUCCUAUUUUGGCAGAUGCAAUCGCGAACCAAUUCUAUCGAUUCCAUCCAUUCUUACUCAAAGGGUUACACAACCUUCUGGCCAAAUAUGAGCCAGUCUAUUUCAAAGAUCACCGUCAGAUGACGAGCAAUGCUUCGCAAGCAGGCACUUCAAUGGCAGGCAAUGCGACUAGCGAGGGGAGCAGUCAAGGCGACAAACCACUGAAUCCACAGACGGACAAACUCUUUGCGCUGGCAUUUUACAACCUCCCUCUAGUGUCUCGGGUACGGCAGCUGCGAACAGAUCAGAUUGGGAGAUUACUUUCCAUUUCGGGCACUGUCACAAGAACAUCAGAAGUUCGUCCCGAGCUGGCUCUCGGAACCUUCAUUUGCGAAGCAUGCAAUACCACAGUACCGAAUGUUGAGCAGACGUUCAAAUAUACAGAACCUACGGUGUGCCCCAAUCUCACUUGUGGCAACAAGAUCGCAUGGCGAUUGGACAUCCGGAACAGCACGUUUGUGGAUUGGCAGAAAUGUCGCAUUCAAGAGAACAGUUCUGAAAUCCCCACCGGAAGCAUGCCACGCACAAUCGAUGUCAUUCUUCGAGGAGAGCAAGUGGAGCGGACAAAACCUGGCGAGAAGUGUAUCUUCACAGGCACUUUGAUUGUUGUACCAGAUGUGUCUCAAUUGGGAAUCCCAGGUGUAAAACCAGAGGCCUCAAAGGAUAAUCGAAAUUUUCGGGGUGCAGAUGCUGGUGGCGCAGGAGUAUCUGGCUUGAAAGCUCUAGGUGUCCGAGAUCUAACCUACCGGAUGGCAUUUAUGGCCGGCUUCUCAUCCCCAGACACCACUACAGCAGGUCAAUCAGCAAGUCAACUGAACGGUCAAUCGACCAAUAUCCUGAACUCCCUGCACCAGACUGAUCUAUUUGAUCAAUACGAUAGUGGAACAAAGGCUCAAGAGGCAUACCUGGAGACUCUUACACAAGCUGAGAUCGAUGACCUGAAAUACAUGGUCCAUUCCGACAAAAUCUACAGCAGACUUGUCCAGAGUCUCGCUCCUAUGGUUUACGGCCAUGAAAUAGUCAAGAAGGGCUUGCUGUUGCAGCUCUUGGGAGGCGUAUCGAAAAUGACACCGGAAGGAAUGGCCCUUCGGGGCGAUAUCAACAUCUGCAUCGUUGGCGACCCGUCUACGUCCAAAUCCCAAUUCCUCAAAUACAUUGCUUCUUUCCUUCCUCGAGCAGUCUACACCUCGGGAAAAGCAUCCAGUGCAGCAGGUCUGACAGCAGCGGUGGUCAAAGACGAAGAAACUGGCGAACACACCAUCGAAGCCGGCGCACUCAUGCUUUCCGACUCGGGAACCUGCUGUAUUGACGAGUUCGACAAAAUGGACUUGAGCGACCAGGUUGCCAUCCACGAAGCCAUGGAACAGCAAACCAUUUCCAUCGCCAAAGCGGGCAUCCAUGCCACAUUAAACGCGCGUACAAGUAUUUUGGCUGCCGCAAAUCCCAUCGGCGGGCGAUACAAUCGCAAGGCAACCCUCAGGUCAAACAUCAACAUGUCGGCGCCCAUCAUGUCUCGCUUCGAUCUCUUCUUCAUCAUCCUCGAUGAAUGCAAUGAGACGAUAGACCGUCACUUAGCCGACCACAUUGUCAAUCUCCACAUGCUGAAAGAUGAUUUCGUGCAGCCUGAGUUCUCCACUGAACAGCUUCAGCGCUAUAUCAGAUUCGCGCGCACCUUCAAACCCGUCUUUUUACCCGAGGCGAAGAGGCUCUUGGUAGAGAAAUACAAAGAGCUGAGAGCGAAUGACGCCGGUGGCGUAGUUGGGAAGAAUUCCUACAGGAUUACCGUCAGGCAAUUGGAGAGUCUGAUCAGAUUGAGCGAAGCAAUCGCCAAAGCAAAUUGUGUGGAAGAAAUAACGGAAGUCAUGGUAUAUGAAGCAUAUGAUUUGCUUCGUCAAUCGAUCAUCAGCGUCGAGAAAGAUGAUGUCGACGUCGAAGACGAUGAAGAGGAGAGCCAGAACCGAGAAGAUGACGGAGAGCAUCAACGAGAUGGGGAUAGUCCCAUGGCUGAUGGUGACAACGACCAUCAGGGUGAAGCCAGCACCAGGAAUCGCGGCAUAUCUGCAACCCCUGCUGCAGCUACACGACCCACCACGAAAAUCACAUUCGAGAAGUACAAUACCAUACAAACCAUGCUGGCGACGCGCAUACGAGAUGAGGAAGAUCGGACGGGCGAAGGCCCCGAGCGCGACGCAUUGCUGUUGUGGUAUUUGGAGCAGAUCGAAGAUCAACUGGGAAGUGAAGAAGACGUUGAGCGCGAGAGAGCCCUUGCAAGGAAGGUGCUGAAGAAGAUGGUUAAGGAUAACAUCAUCAUUGCGAUCCGCGGAGAAGGCCUUGUUGAAGGCGACGAAGAUGGCGCCGGCGAGCCUUCGGCAACAAAUCAGAACCAGCGACUGAGUUACGCGCUGCACCCGAACUGCGGUAUCUUCGACGACGAAUGAACCGACCCGUGACAUGUUACCACCAGAAUUCCAAGCUAGGAGCAGGCGAACGAUCGGUCUGUUGCAUAUCUUAUUAUGGAGCGACACUCGGCUAUACACAUGUACAUCUCGUAUGUUGAGGGUCAAGGUGAAUGAUGUGGUACGCCUGAAUGAAACAACUAUCAUGUCAUAGCAUGCCAGGGGCAAGGCAUGCAGGCGGACCAAGUCAAUGAGAGAGGAGAGGCACAACGUUGUGGACGAUUGGGUCGAAUUGGGACUGGGUUUGGGGAUGUGUGAUGAAAUUAAUUGUACACGAAUCAACUUGCAAAGGCGUCCUCGAUGGCAGACACGGCUGCAGAGAAUGUAUUGGUUUCCUUGGACUCGGCUCACCGUGCAGAACGAAAUCGAUCGUGGCAGACGCCAUUAACUCAUUAUGCCUUUUUGAUACACAGAUAUUUUGACAUGAAAUGCUGGAUGAUAGCU
Messenger RNA from Cladophialophora immunda, 3387 nucleotides. RefSeq lists its product as uncharacterized. NCBI's taxonomy places the organism in Eukaryota, Fungi, Ascomycota, Eurotiomycetes, Chaetothyriales, Herpotrichiellaceae. The coding region runs from base 22 to 2925 and encodes 967 amino acids. The record is from RefSeq and is a predicted model, not a curated record. The transcript is spliced from 2 exons. Gene Ontology annotation, molecular function: ATP binding; single-stranded 3'-5' DNA helicase activity; single-stranded DNA binding. Gene Ontology annotation, cellular component: MCM complex; nucleus. Gene Ontology annotation, biological process: double-strand break repair via break-induced replication; mitotic DNA replication; DNA replication initiation.